Molecule: messenger RNA, 480 nt
Organism: Lactuca sativa (garden lettuce)
Lineage: Eukaryota; Viridiplantae; Streptophyta; Magnoliopsida; Asterales; Asteraceae
Source: RefSeq, a predicted model, not a curated record
AUGUCCCCAUAUAGGCUUGUGUUUGGUAAAGCAUGCCAUCUUCCAGUUGAGCUUGAGCAUAAAGCUUUUUGGGCGGUAAAGAAAUUCAACAUGAGUGAAGAUGAGGUGGGAAAUAAAAGGAAACUUGAUAUCCAAGAGCUAGAGGAGAUUCAGAAUGAUGCAUACGAAAGCAACAUGAUCUAUAAGGAGAAAACAAAAGCAUACCAUGACAGGGCGAUCUCCCGAAAGACUUUUAUACAAGGACAAAAGGUGUUGCUAUACCACUCAAGAUUCAAGCUAAUUUCAGGAAAGUUGAGAUCGAGAUGGGUUGGUACUUUCAUGGUCAAAAGGGUGUUUGACCAUGGUGCGGUGGAAAUCACGAGCAAGCAAACGGGUAAAACAUUCAAAGUCAAUGGUCACAGGCUGAAGCUAUUUUAUGAAGGAUUUGAGGUGAAGAAUGAAGAGGUUGACGAGUUGGAGAACCCCACAUACCAAGACUGA